AAAGGUUUUAAAACAGCUGAUUGUCGAUGUUCCUGAUAGUGUUACAAAGCCAAUUUUGAUUUUUAAGUUAAUUUACGAAAAAUAUGCUUUGAGACUUUUAAGAAAUAACACUACUCAACAUGUCCACGCCGUUAGAGCAACAGACCGACGAGCGCGAGGCGUUACAGUCUAUUUAUGAAGGCGACGAGCGAUUCAAAGAAAUUGACGCAACCACAUUUCAGUACAAAUAUGGAGAGGAAGAUGACUACAAGUCUUUUCUCGUGGAACUUAAGUGGGGCGAAAAAUACCCGGAUGAGGCCCCCACCAUUAAUAUGAACACAUUUUACAAUAGAAGUCUGCUUCCGGCUGUCAAGGAAGGGAUCCAAGCCGCACUGAGCACGGAGGCCGAGCAGUGGCUAGGAUGUGGCAUGACCUACACCCUUUUCGAGUGUCUCAAGGAUAACCUAGAACAACUAACAGCCGCCCAGCCCGAAUCCGCACCCAGCGUUGCAAUCGUAGAUGAAGGUGUGGGGGCCCUGAAAAUCUCUGAUGCGGAUGCGGAAGCUGAUGCCAGGAAAAAGGAGCCCAAGAAGGAGCAGCUGACCAAGGCCCAGAAGCGCAGACAGUGGGAAAGAAGUGAUCAUAAGGGCGAUCGCGCCCGCGGUUGGGACUGGGUGGAUUUAGUAAAGCAUUUGUCGCAGACCGGCAGCAAGGACGACGCCCAAAGUUCCACCGAAAUUUCCACCUCCACUCCCGCUCUGCAUCCCCUGAACAACUAAAAGAAUCUGCUGAAUCAACAUUACAACGAAAAAUCAAAGCUAAUCGUAGGAUAAUGUGAUCAAUGCCAGUUUAUGAAUCGUUCUGUUGGAAGCUAUUAAAAAUGCCAGUUAAUGAAUCCUUUUGUUGGAAGCCAUGUUAAAGUUUCAAAGAAACUUAAAUACGCUUGGCAGCAUUGAAAAGAACUCUACUGAUAAAAACGACCACUUUUAUUUUUUUAAUGGAAAUAAACGUAAAAAUCUUCCAGUCCUUUGACGAUAAUAAAAGCAUUGUAUAAUUGAAGGAA
Drosophila bipectinata is the source of this 1042-nucleotide messenger RNA. Its product is annotated as RWD domain-containing protein 4. The record is from RefSeq and is a predicted model, not a curated record. Lineage: Eukaryota; Metazoa; Arthropoda; Insecta; Diptera; Drosophilidae. Gene Ontology annotation, molecular function: protein binding.